AUGCCUUACCUCAAAAUCAUACGAGUGAUCUCCAACAGAUCCAAAGCCUUUGGUCUUACACGUGCCGAGAACGCUUCUAUUCCAACGGCAUAUCACAAUCUCAUCAGCGGCAAAUAUCAUGCCUCAGGGGAGAAAGAUGUCACCGUGAUCCAGAAAGCUCGAGAAAAGUAUAACGCCGAUCUGGCACAGAUGGUUAUAGCAGAUGAACCAGAUAUAGUUGUCUGUGCUGGCUGGAUGCACGUCUUUGAUGAGCACUUUUUGGAUCCAUUGACAGAGAAGAAGAUCCCAGUCAUCAACUUACACCCUGCGUUAUUUGGCAAAUAUGAUGGCAAGGAUGCUAUAAAACGAGCUUAUGACGACUAUCACAAGGGCCAGUUAGAGAAUAACAGGACCGGCAUCAUGGUUCAUUAUGUUAUAAGAGAUGUGGACCGAGGAACGCCGAUUAUACAGAGGGAGAUUGAGUGUAGGCCAACGGAAACAUUGGAUGAGUUGACAAACCGGAUGCACGAGCAGGAGCACGAACUUAUUCUGGAGGGAACUGCUAUGGCAAUAACCAAACUCUGGGAAGAAAGGGGCCGCACAGCAGCUUAG
Amorphotheca resinae ATCC 22711 is the source of this 591-nucleotide messenger RNA. RefSeq lists its product as hypothetical. Gene Ontology annotation, biological process: 'de novo' IMP biosynthetic process. NCBI's taxonomy places the organism in Eukaryota, Fungi, Ascomycota, Leotiomycetes, Helotiales, Amorphothecaceae. The coding region runs from base 1 to 591 and encodes 196 amino acids. The transcript has a single exon. Gene Ontology annotation, cellular component: cytoplasm. Gene Ontology annotation, molecular function: phosphoribosylglycinamide formyltransferase activity. The record is from RefSeq and is a predicted model, not a curated record.